Molecule: messenger RNA, 885 nt
Organism: Penicillium mononematosum
Lineage: Eukaryota; Fungi; Ascomycota; Eurotiomycetes; Eurotiales; Aspergillaceae
Product: ESCRT-I subunit protein VPS28
Exons: 3
Coding region: 1-885 (294 amino acids)
Biological process (GO): protein transport to vacuole involved in ubiquitin-dependent protein catabolic process via the multivesicular body sorting pathway
Cellular component (GO): ESCRT I complex
Molecular function (GO): protein-containing complex binding
Source: RefSeq, a predicted model, not a curated record
AUGGCUGGUCAAAAAAAAAAUUGGGGAGAAAAUCGGCGGGUCCGCUGUUCAGACCGCCUUCCGCCUUUGGCACCGGGCGAUAACGCCCAGACAAUCGGCAAGACAACAACCUUCGAAUUUACCAUUGACGACUGGCGACUAACGAUUAUUGUACAUAGCGAGAACUUGCCAAAAAAUGUACUCACAGCGCCCACUUUCUUAUGCGCCAACCCCCUACAGUUACACACCCAAUCCCGCCCGGAAGUCAAACUAGCAUCCAGCUCAGUCGAACGUGACUUAUAUGAAUCCCUAGCCGAAAUCUACAGCAUCAUCGUCACCCUUGAUGGACUCGAGAAAGCAUACAUCAAGGACGUGGUCACCGAGGCAGAGUAUACCGAGACAUGUACACGGCUUUUGAAGCAAUACAAGUCCAGUCUUGGAGAUGAGACAGUAUCGCGGGAGUUCGUGGAUCUGGAAACCUUCAAACGGACGUGGGGGCUAGAAUGCCCACGAGCCACGGAGCGAUUGCGUAUUGGUCUUCCAGCCACAGUCGAGCAAGCUUCUCACGGCGGAGCAAGCUCUAGUAUGGGUGCAACGGCGACGGGUCCCGCUGGCGGUGCCUCGGGUAGUCUCAUCCUGGCAGCAACCGAAAACUUCAUUACCUUCCUCGAUGCAUUGAAACUCAACAUGGUAUCCAAGGAUGCACUGCAUCCACUUUUAUCGGAGGUGAUUCAGUCUGUGAACAAGGUAACAGAUACUGAUUUCGAAGACCGCGGCAAGAUCAUUCAAUGGUUAAUCGCAUUGAAUCAAAUGCGAGCUACUGAGGAAUUGAGCGAGGACCAAGCGCGUGAACUUGCAUUUGAUAUUGAACAGGCUUAUCAGGGCUUCAAGGCCACGUUGAACUGA